AACGAAGCAGCCGCAAAAGAAAAAACAAAACCGGGGACAAAGAGCAGAGACGAACACUGUCAAGUAAGACGAAGAACGAGAUCUCCGGCUAGUUGGUUUGUGGUAGGUCUCUUUUUGCUCGGCUCCGGUGACCGUACAGAGAGUUGCCUGACUGCUCCGUUACCCCAUAAUUAUUAACUUGCUCCAUUGGAUGUAUCAUGUCCUGUUCGUACCUCCGAUGUAUAGAUGCGUUUUGCCGCCACACGAGACGCUGUCUGCCCUACACGUGUCUGCCUUCCCUUUUCUCGAUGGGCCGCCGCUGGCGCGAAGUUCGCUGCAGGCUGGUUAGCGCAGCGAGCGAGGGAGACAAGGCACAUGGAUGGCGGAUGGAGGAUCUAUGAUCGUGGACACAGCAGCCGGGGAACGCAGAGAUGCUUAUAUAGCACCUCGUCCGUCUCGAGCUGACACGAGAUGGCUCUCCCUAGCUGUCCCAAGUUGCUGUCUCUCCGCCUGCGUCUCUGCCUCUGCUGCUGCUGGUGCUGCCCUUGCACGUCCUCUGCUUUUUUUACUCCUGAUGGGGCGUUCGACAGCGCGCUCCCCCUUAUACAACUGCCCAGCUCACUGCUGUAGUUGUUUCUCGUGCUGCUCCUGCUGCUAUCUCCCUGACCCAUGGCUGAAACUGCCUGCCAGAAGCCCGCCGGCCCUCCCUCGUCGCCGAUUCUCUGCACGCCCGCAGACUUCGUCCCCGUCUGGGCCAGAAGUCACGUGAAAUACGCCCAGAACCUGCUCGAGCUGAGCGACGAACCGGUCGAGUACGACGACGACGAGGACUACAACGACAACUGCUUCUUCUUCCCCGAGGACUGCGUCUACAAUCCGCCCCCAGACCUGGCCAGCAACCCGGAUGCCUCUGUGGCCGACGAGACAGACUCGGACUCGGACAGCCUGCUCCUCCAAGACGACCUUAACGGCGCCGACGACACGGACGACGCCAUGGCUCCCGCACUGCCGGAGAUCAAGAUGCUCGACACAACGGCCCUCAGCGACCUACUUUCCGACAAUCUCUCGCCGCCAGAGAUAACUUCUAUAUUUAUAUUUGCUUCGAACGGUGCAGUCUUUGCGCAUGCUUCUCCCCUCCCCCAGCGCAGAAUACGGAACCUGUGCGCUACGUACGGAGCUGCGUACAAGUCGUACGCUGUCAAGGCUCCCAAUGGCAACCUCACCGGUGUCAGCGCCUCCAUUCACCCCUCCGCCUUUUCCAGCACUCCAUCCAUCCCACUGGGUAACGUGGGCUCCAUCAUGUUCGAGAUGCAAGAUAUGGUGGCUGUGGUCACCAAGAUAGCAGACAAGGUCCUUCUUGCCGUCGUUGGGCCUACUCGCAUCGUUGAAGAGCAGCCUGCUUCUCGGACGACACAGCAAGGAGGAGAUCUUACUGGCAGAGCGAGAAUGAUUGCAGGCUCAGCAGCCAGCGACUCGGAACGAACUGUCAAGGCCGCAGGAGAUUCAUCCUUCUCCACCCUUACCGCUCUUGAGAACCCCAAAGCCGAACACGUAUCUUCGAAACUCGCCUCUUCGGCCCCAAAUCCUGCCUCAUCUCUCUCCAGCCUAACCUCACCCACACCCCCCUCCGACGAGCAGAUCGAACAGGCUGAGAUAAGGCAGGAUGAAGACAUCAUUCACCAGGCGCUGCGGGCCCAGUGGGCUAUCGAUCGUAGUCACGACCUCGAUCGGUUGGCGGGGCUCAAUUUGGCUUCCAGCCCGCAUAUCCUACUCGCCCUCGAAUCAAAGUCAGCCGCGCUGGGCAAAUUUUUGGGCAACAAAUUAGCAGACCUAGAGAGUCCCGAAGACUUUUGAUCUAUCACUAUUUUUCUUCAUACCCCUUUUAUCAUACAUGGCAUUCUCACAGCGGUUGCUCUUAUGUUUUUCCUGCCUGUUUAUUGUAUGUGUGCACACUUACCAUCAGCCAUCAUUGUAUUCUACCUUAUCCCUAGGGCUCCAUUGAAAAUUAAUACUAAUCUCCCCCACUCUCCCUCCUUUCUGGUGGGUGUACAUAUACAUUUCCCAUUUCCAGCUUGAGCUGUCAGCAUUCGAUAUAUUAAUAAAUAAUGCAUUAGAUGACUCAGGUCAUGAGGCUAACGGGUGACUUCAAAAUGCUAGGCCAAAAAGCACACCAAAUGUAAAGCAAA
Trichophyton rubrum CBS 118892 is the source of this 2165-nucleotide messenger RNA. RefSeq lists its product as uncharacterized. The transcript has 2 exons. Lineage: Eukaryota; Fungi; Ascomycota; Eurotiomycetes; Onygenales; Arthrodermataceae. The record is from RefSeq and is a predicted model, not a curated record. Bases 649 to 1833 code for a protein of 394 amino acids.